AUGACAAAUAGUGCAGAAGAAUUAGAAUGUCAUGAAGAUUAAUAAAUAGCUUACUAUUUUAUUUGUAAGAAUAUACCUAAAGAAAGUUUUUCAUUGAGCAUAAGCAAUAGCGAUUUAUCCAAGAGUUUAAUGUGGCUUUGUGCAAAAGCUAAGGAUUUUUAUUAAAAUUAACAAAGCAUAUAUAAGAUUGAUUCUAAUAUAGAAAAUGUAUUUGAUAAUUUAGGAUUCUUUAACUACAAGACUGAGUUAAAUGAAUUAGAAAUAAGUAAAACAUUCUACUUCACAGCAAUACCACGCCAUGAAGGACUGGAUAUUUAAUACUAGUUUUCGAAGGAUUAAAAAAUGCACACAUCUAAUUUAGUAGUGGGAAAAUAGUAAAGAUUAAGUGAUUUGAGAAUGAUGAUUGCAAAAAGUUUAUAGCUUAAUGAAUAAAAAAUAUAGCUGUAAUAUUAAGGAAGAUUACUUUAAGAUGAGUCUGCUUUGUUAACAGAUCUAGGAAUGAAAUGUGAAGGUAAUAAAAAUAUAGUUAGAGUAUUACAACUAAUAUAGAUUUACUUAUACCCUGGACAUACAUACAAUUGUUAUUAAAAAAAUUUCUCAGAAAGAAAAACUUUUUAUCUCAAUCCAUUUUAGAAUCUUAAGUAGCAAAUUACAGAAAAAUUAAAUACGCCUAUAAACUAAUUUAUAUUGCUAAAUUAGAAUAACUAAAUAGUAGAAUAAAUGGAAUAAAUUAAAGAUUAAGAUAUUUUAGUUAUAAGAGAUAUUACUUCUGGAUAAUAUGAGGUUUAGUUAGUUUUAAUUGAAGAAGAUGAAAUAAAUGAGCCUCUACUAACUCAAGAUGCUUAAGAUUAUGAAAUGGUAACUUCAAUUAAAGUCUAUGAAAAUGAUUCUAUUGAUUUAAUUCGAAGAAUAGCUUAAAUUAUAUUAGAUAAUCCUUAUAUUUCUUGCUUUGCUUACAUGGAUCUGACUUAAAUAAAAAGUAAAAUGCUGUUUAAAGAUCUAAUAUUUACUGAAGAUACUAAGAAGUUAUAUGCUGUUUGUUAAUAUUAAGGGGAAAUAGUUAUUGUUACAAGACUUAAAUAAAGUAUUCCACUCAAAAUAGAUUUUAAAGAGACAGUUUUUGGAUUAAAAACAAUCUUAGAAAACAAAAUUGGAAUUGAUUGUCUUGACCAACUUAUGUAUUUUAAUGGAUCGCUACUUGAAGACUCGAAAAAUCUUACAGAUUACAAGAUAUGUGUUGGAAGUCGCAUAUCUGUUGAAGAAAAUAUUUUUAAAGAAAGUCUAAGAUAGAAACAUAUUGCUGAAAAUUCUAACCUGGAUACAUAAAAGUCGAAUAGCAUAAAUAUGCUUUACAGGAUUAAUUAAAAAAUAGACAGUAAAAAUAUGAUGUAAAGUGAUGAAGAAGAAAAUAAUGUGUAUUGUGAAGGAAUAAAUCUUGUUUGUUCUUGCGUUAACUAGUAUUGUAAAUAAAAAUACACAGAUAGUGAAAUAGUUUAUAAAAAAGGACUAGGAAAUCAUUUAAUAAAAUUUGCUAAUGACCAAACUUUGAAAACAUUAAACUGUAAAAGAUGUUUAGGCCCUGUUAAACUCUAAUCAAUAAUUUUGAAAGGAUGCUCAAUUAUUUUUUUAGAGUAAACAAAAGAAAAUUAAAUAGUCUAUCAUUUUAAAUGGUAAUUUUUUAGUCCCCUCAAUAUAGAACCUUUUAAAUAAUACUAGCAAGAUUGUCAUGCUUUAUAUUUCUUUGUAAACGAGUAUAAUCACACUAGCUUAGAAAAAGAUUAGUUUCUUCUAAACUGCCUAGUAUGUAGAAAUAAUUAAAUUUCAAUAGAAGAUACUGAUCAAUUUAUUCACGAGUAGUGUAAAUCUGAGUUUCCCUUAAACUGCAAAGAAGUUUUUUCCUAAUUUUGA
Tetrahymena thermophila SB210 is the source of this 1908-nucleotide messenger RNA. Its product is annotated as ubiquitin family protein. The transcript is spliced from 5 exons. NCBI's taxonomy places the organism in Eukaryota, Ciliophora, Oligohymenophorea, Hymenostomatida, Tetrahymenidae. Gene Ontology annotation, molecular function: protein binding. The record is from RefSeq and is a predicted model, not a curated record.